AUGUAUGUCUAUGCAAAAACCAAUCACAUCUCAACUCAAGUCACUAACACUACUACAGCUACUACUACAACUACAACUACAACUACAACUACAACUACAACUACAACUACAACUAUAAUGGAUGACUCGAGUUUGGAGGUUGGUAACGACUUGUACAAACCACAGAAACGUAUUUUAACAUUUUUAUUCCGCAACAAAUUCUAUCCUAUACCUAGAGAUGAGGAACGAACAAUAUACCCUGAACAAUCUAGCAACAUCCUAUAUCGAGUGCUUUUUUGGUGGGUAUCUCCGUUGAUGACAGUUGGUUAUACAAGAACACUACAACCCAAUGACUUGUGGAUCUUAACUGAUGAUAUGAAGGUUGAACAUUUCUACAAUUACUUUGUCACUUAUUUGGAAGUAGAAACUGAACGAGCUCAAUUGAACCACAUUGCCAACAAGUGCAAACAACGAGAUGAAACUGUUGAAACAUCUACCAAAUCUCGUGAAGAGGACUUGCAAGAUUUUGUCCUAUCACCCAUGAACAUUGCCACAAUCUUGUUUCUUACAUUUAAACGGAAAAUUUUAGUUAGUUUGAUUCUUGCCAUCUUUGCUUUAAGUGGCAUUGCUUGUUCGCCUUUAUUGACUAAACAAUUGAUUAGUUUUGUCGAGAAAAAGAGUUUGGGAGUACACACAAACAUUGGUGAAGGGAUUGGCUAUUCUCUUGGGGUUGUUUUCAUGAUGCUUUUCAGUAAUCUAUUGUUCAACCAUUUCAUGUACAUUGGUCAACUGAUGGGUGCCGAAAUUAAAGCUUUAUUAACCAAGGCCAUUUUAAACAAAGCCUUCAAAUUAAAUGCUGAAUCUCGUCACAAAUUUCCUCAAAGUAAAUUGACCAGUAUCAUCACCACUGACUUAUCGCGAGUCGAGAUUGCUUGCAUGUUUCAACCUUUGUUGUUAUGUCUUCCUGUUCCUAUUGCCAUUGCCAUUGUCAUUUUGGUGGUCAACAUUCGAGUUUCAGCAGUUAUUGGUAUUGUUAUCUUUAUCAUCUUUUUGGGUUGCAUUUCAUUUGGAGCUAAAAAGUUGUUUGCUUAUAGAGAUGCAGUCAGCAAAAUCACCGAUAAACGAGUCAAUUUCAUGAAGGAGAUUUUAAACAAUUUGAAAAUGAUUAAAUUUUACUCCUGGGAACAUCCUUAUCAUGAAAAUGUUCGCAAAAUCCGUGGUCAAGAAGUGGAUAUGAUUUUGAAGAUCCAAACUUUAAGAAAUGUUAUUUUUUCAUUGGCAAUGACAUUGACAGGUAUUUGUUCAAUGAUUGCAUUUGUUAUAUUGUAUGCUAUUCAAGGUUCAACUAGUAGUCCAGCCAAGAUGUUUUCUUCGGUGUCAACAUUUGAAAUUUUGGGAUUGAUGGUGUUUUUCAUUCCUCAAGCCUUGUCUACUACUGCCGAUAUGAUUAAUGGGUUUAAACGGGUUGGUGCAGUGUUGUCGGCUGAUGAAGAUGAGCCUUAUGAGGGAUACCAUGAGUUGAAUGAUCGAGAUGAUAAAAAGGCAAUUGCAUUGAGAGAUGCUAGCUUCAACUGGGCUGUGUUUGAUGAUGAGGAAGAGAAGGAGGAGGAGAAGCAAAAAGAGGAGGAAGAAAACAAGAAGAAGAAGAAGAAGAAAUCAAAGAAGUCAAAGAAAGAUUCCAAGAAUGAAGCCACCGCCGACUCAAUUGAUAUAGAAUUAAACCAAAUCCAAUCCGCAAACAAGAGUGAUAACAAGAAAAAAGCUGAUGACGAAGAAACAUCAGCUUUCCCUGGUUUAAAGAAUAUUGAUUUGACCAUUCACAAGGGUGAGUUUGUUGUCAUUACUGGGUUGGUUGGUUCUGGAAAAUCUUCCUUACUUAACGCCAUUGCUGGGUUUAUGUCUUGUGAUUCUGGUGUGGUGGACAUUAAUGGAUCUUUAUUACUUUGUGGUGCACCUUGGAUUCAAAACAACACAAUCAGGGAAAACAUUGUUUUUGGUAAACCAUUUGAUCAAAAGUUUUACGAUGAAGUUAUUUAUUCUUGUGCAUUGAAUAUCGAUUUAGACAUAUUGGAAGGUGGUGACUACACUGAAGUGGGAGAAAAGGGAAUCACCUUGUCAGGUGGACAAAAGGCGAGAAUCAGUUUAGCACGUGCUAUUUAUGCUAAUAAGGAGAUUAUUUUAAUGGAUGAUGUCUUGAGUGCGGUUGAUGCCAGAGUUGGAAAGCAUAUCCUCAAUAAUUGUUUCUUGGGUCUUUUGGCAGGCAAGACUAGAGUUUUGGCAACUCACCAAUUGUCUUUAAUUGGCCAAGCCGAUCGAAUCAUAUUCUUAAAUGGAGACGGGUCAAUUGAUGUCGGUAAAAUGGAUGAAUUAAUGGAGAGGAACAAGGAUUUCAACCAUUUGAUGAAGUUUAGUAAACUCGAAGAUGUCGAGGCCGAACUUGGGGAAGAAGAAGGGGAUGUCAUUGAAGAGGUUGAUUUGGGUAAUAAAGAAGCAAUAAAUCAAAAGACAGAGUUGGUUCCAGCAUAUCUGAAUCGAGUCAAUGAUACAACUCAAGAAUUGACGAGACGGAAAACUACCUAUAAGUCUGACAGUGAAAAUAGUGAAGAUUAUUAUAAUGAUGAUGGUGAGUACAAGGACUACAACUUAAACAAGGAUGCAUCCAAGGGUAAAAUCAUCACCGAAGAAGAGCGGGCGGUUAAUAGCAUCAAAUUUGAUGUUUACAACAAGUAUUUGAAAUAUGGUGCAGGGAAAUUGACCCCAUGGGGUUUUUUCGCCAUUUUUGCAUUUCUUCUUACCCUUGCCACAUUCUGUGAUAUUUUCACCAACACAUGGUUAUCGUUUUGGAUAUCUCAGAAGUUCCCCGGAAAGUCUAAUGGAUUUUAUAUUGGAUUUUACGUCAUGUUUAAUAUCUUAUGGGUCAUUUUCUUGACUUGGACAUUUGUGUUUUUCAUCCAUGGAACGACAGUUUCUUCAAAACAUUUGAAUUUGAUGGCGAUCAAGCGGAUUCUUCAUGCACCCAUGUCGUUUAUGGAUACGACACCAAUGGGACGGAUUUUGAAUCGGUUCACCAAGGAUACCGACGCUUUGGAUAACGAAAUUAGUGAUAAUUUGCGUCUUUUGUUUACUGCAAUUGCCAAAAUGAUUGGAGUGUUUAUUUUGAUUAUCAUUUAUUUACCAUGGUUUGCUUGUGCCAUCCCGGGAAUUUUCGUCUUGUUUUUCUUGAUUGCCAAUUUCUAUCAAGCGUCGAAUCGAGAAGUUAAGCGGUUAGAGGCUAUCUUGCGAUCGUUUGUAUAUAACAAUGUUAAUGAAGUAUUGAGUGGUAUGAAUACCAUCAAGGCAUAUAAAGAUGAGUCGAGGUUUGCCGAAUUGGGUGAUUUAUUAUUGAACAAGGCUAAUGAAGCGUCGUUUGUUGUUAAUGCUAAUCAGAAAUGGUUGGGUAUUCAAUUGGAUAUGCUUGCCGAGAUUAUAGUGUUGAUUGUGGCCUUGCUUUGUGUUAACCGAGUUUUUUCUAUCAAUGCUUCUGCCGUGGGGUUGUUGAUGACGUAUACGUUGCAAGUGGCUAAUGAGUUGUUGAAUUUGGUGCGGACAUUCACAUUGGUUGAAAAUGAUAUGAAUUCAGCCGAGAGGAUUAUCCAUUACGCAUUAAAAGUUGACCAAGAAGCACCCUAUGUUGUUGAAUCGAAUAAGCCACUGGCCGAUUGGCCGCAAUAUGGAGGUAUCGAGUUUUCUCAUGUCAAUAUGAAGUAUAGACCUGGUUUGCCACUAGUAUUGAAGGAUUUAUCGUUAAAGAUUGCCCCCAUGGAGAAAAUUGGUAUUUGUGGUAGAACCGGAGCCGGUAAAUCAUCAAUCAUGACUGCAUUGUAUCGAAUUUCUGAAUUAGACGAUGGUCAAAUCUUCAUUGAUGAUGUUGAUAUUUCAACAAUUGGAUUACAAGAUUUACGAUCGCAUUUAUCCAUCAUUCCACAAGAUCCCGUGUUGUUUAAUGGAACAAUCAGAUCCAAUUUGGACCCAUUUGGCGAACAAGAAGAUGAAGUGUUGUGGGAGUCGUUGCGUCGGGCAGGUAUACUAACUGCUGAGGAGAUUGUCAAAGCUAAGACCAAAACCAAAUCUAACACCAAAUCGAAAUCGAAAUUGAUUUCCGACGAUGAAGAACUACCUAAGUUCCAUUUAUACCAAACGGUUGAAGACGAAGGAGAAAAUUUUUCCCUUGGUGAACGACAAUUGAUUUCAUUUGCUAGAGCAUUGGUGCGUAAUGCCAAAAUCAUCAUUCUUGACGAGGCGACCUCGUCAGUUGAUUAUGGAACUGAUGAUAAGAUCCAAACCACUAUUGCCACCGAGUUUAAACAGUGCACCAUCUUGUGUAUUGCUCAUCGAUUAAAGACAAUUAUCAAUUACGACAAGAUUUUGGUUAUGGAUAAAGGGUCAGUUAGAGAAUUUGAUACGCCUUGGAAUUUGUAUAAUUCGCCAGGGAGUGUGUUUAGAGAAAUGUGUGACAAGUCUAAUAUUGUUGAGGAUGAUUUCAGGAGAAAGUGA
Messenger RNA from Lodderomyces margitis, 4512 nucleotides. RefSeq lists its product as uncharacterized. NCBI's taxonomy places the organism in Eukaryota, Fungi, Ascomycota, Pichiomycetes, Serinales, Debaryomycetaceae. The coding region runs from base 1 to 4512 and encodes 1503 amino acids. Gene Ontology annotation, molecular function: ABC-type xenobiotic transporter activity; ATP hydrolysis activity; ATP binding. The record is from RefSeq and is a predicted model, not a curated record. The transcript is spliced from 2 exons. Gene Ontology annotation, biological process: transmembrane transport. Gene Ontology annotation, cellular component: plasma membrane.